UCCCUCUCUUGUCUCCCUCUUGUGACUCCUCCCUCAGCCUGGUGUCCUCUCAGCCUCCCUCUGUCUCUCCUCAUCAGACCUCUGCCUCUCUUAAACUCAGACAUCUCUCAAGAACAACAGAGGAUCAUUCUUUCACUUACAGAAUGCCUUUCGGAGGAGGAAACAAGUGCGGCUGCUGCCAGAAAACUGUAUACUUCGCAGAGGAAGUGCAGUGCGAGGGGAAGAGCUGGCAUAAAUCCUGCUUUCUGUGCAUGGUCUGUAAGAAGAACUUAGACAGCACAACAGUGGCCGUCCAUGUGGAUGAGAUCUACUGCAAAUCAUGCUAUGGCAAGAAAUACGGGCCGAAAGGCUACGGCUUCGGAGGCGGAGCCGGCACCUUGAGUAUGGACACAGGAGAGGGACUGGGGAUCAAGCCUGAAGAACAAGCUCCUCAUCGCCCUACAUCCAACCCCAACGCCUCAAAGUUUGCCCAGAAACAAGGCGGCUCAGAUGUGUGUCCUCGAUGUGGGAAAACAGUGUACGCAGCCGAGAAGGUUGUUGGAGGAGGCAAUUCCUGGCACAAAGGCUGCUUUCGCUGCGCCAAGUGUGGAAAAGGACUCGAGUCCACAACCCUUGCCGAUAGAGACGGAGAGAUCUUCUGUAAAGGUUGCUACGCCAAGAACUUCGGCCCCAAAGGGUUUGGUUUUGGUCAAGGUGCAGGAGCUCUUGCUCACUCCCAGUAAAACUCCAAGCCUGGGCCCUCCAGGGACUGACCUCGCUCAGAUAGCAUCACUUCAAGGAUCCUUCAGUUGAUAUAUGGCCUAUUUUACUCUGUUCACUCCAGCUGAAGGCAAAGCGGAGUGACAGAGGCACUCGACACACUGCUUUAUAUACACAAGUUCACCAAGUAGAUUUUGCUCUGUGUGACAUUUCAAUCUAGAUUGUCCUAUUUUUGACGGCUUAAAAAACAAAAAUAAUGCUCAAUGUUUAAAACGCUAACUAUGUUUGAAUGUGCACAUUGUGUGAGUUUGACUGAAUGGUUAACUAAAAGAUGACCCUCCUUAGGGAAAAAAAAAACAGUUCCCGAGGCUGUAAUACUCAGAGACAUGUCUAAUGCAGUAACAGAACUAAGUUUGGCAAGUGUUGAGACCGAUUUAUGCCUAAAACAGUUGGCAUCUAACCGAGAAAAAUAAGAUAUAUUUUAAGACUGACAGCUUUGAAAUAUCAGGCUUACAUAAUGCUUCAGUUACACUCAAGAUAAAGCGUCCCUUUCUGCCUAGCAUGUCACAUGCUGUAGAUAUUGUCUUAAGAUAUGCUUUACUGCUGAGACACAAAUUAAAUCAGGCAACAAAAAAAACAAGCGCAAUAGAUUUUUCUUUCUCCAUGAGUCAAAGUUUGGCAUGCUCUGCGCAAAUGUCAUUGUUCUUUUUGGGUUUCUGGUCUGGGGUGUGUGUGUGUGUGUGUGUGUGUGUGUGUGUGUGUGUGUGUGUGUGUGUGUGUGUGUGUGUGUGUGUGUGUGUGUGUGUGUGUGUGUGUGUGUGUGUGUGUGUGUGUGUGUGUGUGUGUGUGUGUGUGUGUGUGUGCGCGGUACUGGGUGUGCUAGUAAUUCCUUCUAAUCAUCAUCAAACAGAGGAAAACGCCAGCUGUUGUUAGGAACAACGGAGUCGCAGUGCUCAGCCCCAUCUCUGCCUGCGCCGAGGAGCUGGCACGCUGACCAGAGAGAGGGGCAGCUGUGGAGGGGAGGGGGGCAGCUGUUUGUUUUUGUAAAGACUACAACGUGUGUGAGUCAGAUCACAGCCAAACUAGGUCCGAAUCCACACACAGAAAAAAGUAUGACAGUAUUUAGAUUUAAAAGUCAUAAAUAAUAUAUUUAAUUUCUGACACAUUAGACACGUUUUAAAAUGUAAACAUGUUUUCUCCAAAUGUCCUGCUGCAAAUAUGAAAAUACCAUGGACAUGUAGUUCAAUUGUCUUCAGACUUUCCCCACUAGAGGGCAGUAGAGUAAUUUAAUCUAAUUUUACAGCGUGAUCAGGUGAAGAGCUAAUGACUGCAACAAAUCUUUUUAUCUUCAAAAAUAAAACUACAAAUAAAUCA
Eleginops maclovinus (Patagonian blennie) is the source of this 2073-nucleotide messenger RNA. RefSeq names its product cysteine and glycine-rich protein 1b (gene csrp1b). The transcript has 6 exons. Gene Ontology annotation, biological process: muscle tissue development; sarcomere organization. Gene Ontology annotation, molecular function: structural constituent of muscle; actinin binding. Gene Ontology annotation, cellular component: nucleus; cytoplasm; Z disc. The coding region runs from base 144 to 722 and encodes 192 amino acids. NCBI's taxonomy places the organism in Eukaryota, Metazoa, Chordata, Actinopteri, Perciformes, Eleginopidae. The record is from RefSeq and is a predicted model, not a curated record.